Molecule: messenger RNA, 1961 nt
Organism: Sycon ciliatum
Lineage: Eukaryota; Metazoa; Porifera; Calcarea; Leucosolenida; Sycettidae
Exons: 13
Coding region: 64-1764 (566 amino acids)
Biological process (GO): interstrand cross-link repair
Cellular component (GO): Fanconi anaemia nuclear complex
Source: RefSeq, a predicted model, not a curated record
CUCCUCGGAGAUACGACUAUAAACGUGCAUCCAGACCAGAGAUUUGUGGUAGAAGCUUCAUGAAUGAAUAAAAGUGGUUCACUGGGCUCCUGUGGCAGGGAAGUUCCUGUGGAAAGUUGGCCAAAGGAAUGGCAACCUCUUUGUCGAGAACUACUUGUACCUCCUGACGAGUCAAUCGCUAUCGACGGGGCAGUGCAAAGCCUGUUCGCCGAGUGCCAUGACAUCCGACGGCGGGCUGGGUAUCCGACUCGCCUGCCACCCGAUUGGCAGGUUCUCGCUGACCACCUGUGUGCGCUCGUACCAGUAAUACAAGACGACGCUCUGCAGUUCACAUCACGCCUGCGCGUACUCCCGGAGCACGAUCGGCGUCGCCUGGCGUUGCUGCUGGCGCGGGUGCACGCCCAAGUGCCAGUGCACGCACUGCGCGCGUUGCUGAGCGAGUUCCAGCACGUGUGCAGCGAUGGCCGUCGUUUGGCCGCCGCCCUGCCCGCCGGUGACGAAGGCUCCCCGCCGGCCGCCGUGCAGCCGGUCGGCGAUAAUGCCACUGAUCUGACGGGUACAAUCACCACGCUGGCUAUGUGUGUGCGGCGUAGGCGACAGCAGCAGGCCGGUGACGACCUCCGUGGAGAAGAUCUCGGCUCAGCUGAUGACGAGCAUGCUCCCUGCUUGAAGAAGCCCAGGCUUGCUCAUGCGGCUAAACCGGCAUCGUCGACACCUCCAGCAGGUGAUGUGGUGCUGUUUGAGGAGCAACACAGGUCGCCCGCAGAAGAUGCCGGUGCCACUGCCGAGGUUGGGAUUGUUCCACUUGCGCCCAAUGCAGAGCGGGCACCGCCGAUGCAGCGGAAGCAGCAACGGGAACAGCAGCAGCCAAUGGCUGACUCUGCUGCCAUGCUUUCAUGUUCUCAGACUAGCACCGUGAGUGGCUUGGUGAAACCGCGUCACAAGCACUUGCCUCGCUCGGACGUGGACUCGCAUCCGCAGCUGGCCACCCUGGCCGCACCACCCAAGCUUGCCUUGUCACGUCUUCUCGAUGACUUCUUGUCGGGCAAUGAGCGUGCUACCUUCACUGACCUCAGCGUUAUUUCGACUCUCUCAUUGAACCAGGUGGAAGCUUUUCUCUCCUUCGUCGACUGCGCAUCGCUGUCAGAAGCCGUAGUCAUGGCUGUUGUGCAGCAGCUGUCAACAAUGCCCGCGGAGCUGGGAGUGAGCGUGUCUGAGAAUGUGUGCUCUGCACUCGUCUUGCCCAAGGUACUGUCGCUCGCCCAGCUGGCGUCCCGCUCCCUGCACGCUGGCCUUGUUCAGCUGCUGGGCCGCUAUCCCCGUGCCGCCAUCUCGUCCGUCCUCAUUCCGGCGUUCAGCGAUCCAGCUUCAGCAGGCGGCUUCCAGUGUGAGUUAGUCCGACGUCUGGUCCGUGACGUAUUGGACGCCGGGCAGCGCGAGAGUGUGGCCAGCGGUUUCCUGGCCGCUUCGUCUCGCCUUGAUGCAGCCACGGUGUGGACGGAAGACCAGAUCUCCUGCUUUCAAACGCUAGUGGAGGCGAAGGUAUUGAUGGAUGCCGAAGUGUGCUCCCACCUUGCCGCCUGCUUCGGCCAACAGGCGCCGCUGCAGGCCAAGAACUUGAAGUUUGCCAAGCUGCUCCUGGCAAUCGUGCAGAAGUAUGGACCCCCGAUGCUUCCUCAUGUCGGCACCCUGCAGACUGCAGCAUCAGCUUCCACCACUUUUCUGAAGAAGCCCUUACUUGCAGCCAUCAAGAAAUUAGGAUGACAAAUUCAAUGAAACCGACAAUGAGAGCCUGUACUAGUGGCUCCAUUGUAGCCUUUUUUUAAAUAUUUUUUAUCUCUACUUUACUUUUUUUCUGUUUUUGCACUACAGUGCUGAGUGGCAGGCACCACCCAGAAUUUGGAAAUUGAAAACCCAAGCCCUCUUGGAACUCUUUUGAGCCGGGUGAAAAAAACAUGGUG